Iphiclides podalirius (scarce swallowtail) is the source of this 672-nucleotide messenger RNA. The record is from the annotation of a GenBank genome assembly. Lineage: Eukaryota; Metazoa; Arthropoda; Insecta; Lepidoptera; Papilionidae.
AUGAAGGUGCUUCGCACAUUCGCACAGGACCCAGCUGCAGGUGCUGCGCAACUCGGGCAAGUGCAAAUCGGCGGCGGCCGGCGAGAACGGCAUGGCGCUGGUGCAGAUCCGCGACGUGAUGCAGCACAUGCCGCAGUUCAAGUACAUGCUGCGCUCGGGGCUGGCGGCGGACGAGCCGCACGCGCCGCACCAGGCGCCGCGGCCCGCGCACGCGUCGCAGCCCUCGCACGCCAAGCGCGCGCGGGCCAACUGAGAGUGUCGCCCCGGGGGCGCCGACCCCCGGGCGGAACACCACCACCAGCACCAGCACCAGCACCAGCUGCAGCACCAGCACCAGCUCAUGCCGCAGCCGCUGCUCUGGCCCGACUUCUUCGCCGCCGCCUACGGGGGGCCGGUGCUGAAGAUGGAGUACAGCCCGCCGCGCUAGGCGGCCGCGCCCGAACGGACCACCCCGCCGGCGCGUUUGUGUCUAGACCAGGGUACUUACUGUAUGUGGUGGCGCUCGAUGCGAUCGCGACGGUGUACGACUUUGUGUUCGCCGUGUGCCUAUUUACAUGUGUCAUGUCAAGGGGAAAACGGACAAGAAACUCUUUGGUCCUUCUGUUUUAUUUUAGAGAAAAACCCGAUAGAAUCAUAUCAACAGCGAAGACUGGGCAAAUCAGAAAACGUCUA